UUCUUGUAUUGAUUCUCUAAUCUGCUUGGUUUAUUUUGGUUUCAUACUCUUUAUCUUUAUUAUUCGCUGCAGCUCAGUCCUCUUAGCUAGCUUAUUUUAAUUCGUUUUUAUUCUUGAAACAAUGAUUUGUAGGCAUUAGUUGCCAUUCUAUUCUACCUGUUUGCCUUUUUCUUUCUCUCUCUGUUUACCUCGAUUCCCCUUUCUUUUCAAGUUCUUUCUUGUAGUUCUCCAGUUAAGUUUGCGUGUGCCUUUGCUGGGUAUCUUUUUUUUUUUGCAGUUUUUCAGUUAUCUCUACUUAAUAGUUUAAGUUUUUUCGUUUGAAAUAGUAUUCUUCUUCUUCUUCUUCUUCUUACUAUGUGACACUAGCUUGGUUUUCAGUGAUUAGUCUGAACAGGAAGAUAGGAUUAUUUGUACUAUAAUUUAAGUUUUCAAUAAAAUAGGUGUUAUUUGGUUGAAUUUGCAGGGUUAGUGUACUAAUUAGUCAAUAGUUUCCUUCUACUUCAUUGCAGGUCUGUUUCUUGAAACCUGUAUAAGAAAAGGAUGGCAUGUAUGUUGAAAGAUAUUCUUUCCAUUUAAUUUUAAUCUGUUGCUAUCAAAGUAGAAGCCUCUGCAUAAAAAUCUUUCCCUUAGUUGAAAACCUCUGGUCUCAUCUCAACCCUCUCUUUUAAUGGGGGAAUCUCUACCAUGUUGCUCCCCAGCUCGUGGCAGUCCCUUAACUAGCAUAUUCUGUGAUACAUUUCUACUAAAUACGCUGUAGGACCAAAAAACCCUUAGCAUGAGUAUGCAAAAGCAUCUUGUAUUGGAUGAAUUGGAAUCCUAGAAAUCUCUUUCCAAGGAUAUUGUUGUUGUUUUGCUACUAGUACCACAACCUGUUGCAUACAUGUAUUCCACUACAGCAUUGUACACCCCCCAGUGGGCAGUGGAUGUAUAUAGUAUGCAAAAGCAAUCACCUCCCUAGCUGUUUUAUUCUUUCCCAGAGCUCUUUUUUUUAUUAUAGAAGUCAUCCUCAUUGUAGAUCUGAUUGUCAGGAUAUUAUAGAAGUCAUCCUCAUUUCCCUUCAAUGCCUAGAGAUUUGAUAUUUGGAAAUAGAAGUCAUCCUCAUUCCCCUUCAAUGUCUAGAGAUUUGAUAUUUGGAAAAAUUUUGAAGUUGAUGAUGGUCUACUAAGUGCAAGGCUUAAUCAUGAUCAAAGUUAGGAGAGCAGUGUUACAUAAAUUGUGUGACGUGUCAUUUAUUUACUAGACACCAUUUGCUAUUUUAUAUUAUUUAUAGUUUUAAAGCAGAACCUGCAUCUCUCCAUGCAGCGAGCUCAAAAUGUCCUUGUAAAGAUGGUAAUGGGCAUUCAUGAGUCGGGUUUCUACCAUAUCCAUAUCUUAUCCAUUAGCCAUUGGAUAAAAAAUUUAGAUAUUCAUACUAUCCAUUGAAUUUCAGGAAUUUAUUUGAGUAUUCACUAUUGAAAUGAUAUUUAUUAUUCAACAUAAAAUAAAAGAGUAAUAUAUAUUUGAGAUAUGUACACAUAUAUAUUAAAUGGUGAUAUUAUAAAUCUUAUACAUGUGUUUGUGUGUUAUGUUAAUGUUGGGCUAUAUAUAUGUUGAGCUGUGUUUGGAUCACAUUUGUGAAUAUUCUUAUUCAUACUUUAUUCGUUACCUAUCGGGUAAGGCAACUAUAAAAAAUUCCAUCCAUUUGGGGUCAUUUCCACUAGGUUCGUGUUAAAUUGUCAUCCCUACUUGUACAUGGUGAAUGCACAUCAAAUGUCCAAUGACUCACUACAUAGUGUAACCCACCUCAAAUAACAUUUUUUUAAUAAAAGAACUCAAAUAAUAUGUUACUCGAUAAACAAAUAUUUUGUUGAUUAUAAUUCAUUAACCUAUAUCUAAGUUCUAGAAUAAUAUAUAGUAUCUUAAAUAUUGUACCUAAGCUUAGAAGUAGUAGUAGAAGAGUCUGUUUUCAGGUUAACAAUGGCAUGAUGCAUUCUAGACAGAAUCAACAAUCUCUCUCUACAAUGGAAAGGAUAAAGCUGUAAUUCCAUAAAUGGUUUCCUGAUGCCUUCAUUGGUGUGAAUAUUGGCACAGCACUCUCUGACAUGCCAAGUCCAACUCAGGUGGUAGCCCUUCUUAAGGCUCAGAACAUUCGACAUGUCAGGCUCUAUGAUGCAGACCGAGCCAUGCUCCAUGCACUUGCCAACACAGGCAUCCGUGUAACUGUUUCAGUUCCCAAUGAGCAGCUCCUUGGCAUUGGUCAAUCGAAUGCCACUGCAGCCAACUGGGUUGCUCGCAAUGUAAUAGCCCAUGUCCCUGCCACCAACAUCACAGCCAUUGCAGUUGGAUCUGAAAUCCUUACUACGCUCCCAAAUGCUGCCCCUGUCCUGGUCUCUGCCCUGAAGUUUAUCCAUUCUGCCCUUGUUGCCUCCAAUCUUGAUGGCCAAAUUAAAGUCUCUACCCCUCAGUCUUCUUCCAUCAUCCUUGACUCUUUCCCUCCUUCCCAAGCCUUCUUCAAUCGCUCUUGGGAUCCAGUCAUGGUUCCCUUGCUUAAAUUUUUGCAGUCCACAGGGUCAUACUUUAUGCUAAAUGUAUAUCCAUACUAUGACUACAUGCAAUCAAAUGGUGUGAUCCCGUUGGACUAUGCUCUUUUCCGCCCCCUCCCUCCUAACAAGGAAGCUGUGGAUGCUAAUACACUCCUUCAUUACACUAACGUCUUUGAUGCCAUUGUUGAUGCAGCAUAUUUUUCAAUGUCCUAUCUGAACUUCACCAAAAUCCCUAUUUUUGUGACUGAGUCUGGCUGGCCAUCCAAAGGUGACUCAUCUGAGCCAGAUGCAACACUUGACAAUGCUAACACUUACAACAGCAACUUGAUUAGGCAUGUGCUUAAUAACACAGGCACUCCCAAACAUCCUGGGAUUGUGGUUAGUACAUAUAUUUAUGAGCUCUAUAAUGAGGAUUCGAGACCCGGGCCAGUCUCCGAAAAGAACUGGGGGCUCUUUGAUGCCAAUGGCAUGCCAGUUUAUACCUUACACUUGACUGGUGCUGGUACUUUACUUGCAAAUGACACCACAAACCAAACCUUUUGUGUUGCAAAGGAAGGUGCUGACCCAAAGAUGCUACAGGCAGCUCUUGAUUGGGCUUGUGGACCUGGGAAAGUUGAUUGCUCAUUCUUGUUACAAGGGCAGCCAUGCUAUGAGCCAGAUAAUGUUGUUGCUCAUUCAACAUAUGCUUUCAAUGCUUAUUUCCAGAAAAUGGCCAAGUCUCCUGGUACUUGUGAUUUUAAAGGGGUAGCCACCAUCACCACCAGUGACCCAAGUCAUGGUUCCUGUAUAUUUCCUGGAAGUGCUGGAAGAAAUGGUACCUUCCCAAAUACAACUUCUCUGGCACCGUCUUCAAAUUCAUCGACAUCUGGUUGCCAUUCCGUAUAUUUCUAUGGUGCUGGUUCCUUCACAACCUCUGUGAUUAUAGUUGUUUUACUAAUGAGCAUGGUUUGCUUGUAAAACUUUGUGCAUUUGUAUCAGUUGUAACCCUUGGAUAGCAUUGGAAUCAUUCAAAACAUUUGUUUUUUGAUGCCAUCAGACAACUUGCGGCACACCCAAUUUUGGUUUUCCUGGAGAGGAGUUAAAGGGGGUGGCCAGGUUGAUUGGUCAAAUAGCCACGGAGUAGUUUUUUAACAUGAGUUGGUGAAUUUGGAUUUUUUUAUAGACCAGCGAAAAGAACUCUGGAUGAUUAUUGUAAAGUUGUAACUAUCUUUUUAGGGCAGAAUAUGUAUUCUUUGAACUGGAUUUGUGAUGUGUUCAAUUUCUGAUUGGUAGCGUGAUGAUUUUCAGGUGAAACGUUGUUCCCAGUAGUACAAUGUCAAAUGGUUUUGCUGCACAUAUUCUUGUAGGCCUUUUGGUCAAAAUUGCGACUCAUGCACGACAUUCCGAGGAUCGCUCAUCAAGUUUGUCUUUAUGAAAAUAGAUUAUUUAUUUCAA
Molecule: messenger RNA, 3956 nt
Organism: Populus nigra (black poplar)
Lineage: Eukaryota; Viridiplantae; Streptophyta; Magnoliopsida; Malpighiales; Salicaceae
Product: glucan endo-1,3-beta-glucosidase 3-like
Exons: 4
Coding region: 2082-3479 (465 amino acids)
Biological process (GO): carbohydrate metabolic process
Cellular component (GO): plasma membrane
Molecular function (GO): hydrolase activity, hydrolyzing O-glycosyl compounds
Source: RefSeq, a predicted model, not a curated record